AGCCGGUAGAAUGCAGUGGCUUAAAAUGAAGCUCCGCUUUGUAAACUUAAUUUUACUAUUAAUAAGCUCAGCAUGGGCCCAAUCAGGAGCCGAUCCCAACGGCUACCUCACCUACUGUCCCUGCAUGGGACGCUUUGGCAACCAGGCCGACCACUUCCUGGGAUCGUUGACCUUCGCCAAGGCCUUGAAUCGAACCCUCAUCCUGCCGCCGUGGGUGGAGUACCGCAGGGGCGAGCUGCGCUCCCGCCAGGUGCCAUUCAACACAUACUUUGAAGUGGAGCCGCUUAAGGAGUACCACCGCGUCAUCACCAUGGCGGACUUCAUGUGGCACCUGGCGGACGACCUGUGGCCGGAAUCGCAGCGCGUUUCCUUCUGCUACAAGGAGCGCUACAGCCUGCAGCAGGAGAAGAACGAUCCGGAGAAGCCCAAUUGUCAUGCCAAGGACGGCAAUCCGUUUGGUCCCUUCUGGGACACCUUCCACAUCGAUUUUGUGCGGUCUGAGUUCUAUGCGCCGCUGCAUUUCGAUGUCCAUCACAGUAACGAGGCUGCCAAGUGGCAGGCCAAAUAUCCUGCGGAAUCCUGGCCUGUACUCGCCUUCACCGGAGCCCCUGCCAGUUUUCCCGUUCAGCUGGAGAACUGCAAGCUGCAACGCUACAUGCAAUGGAGCCAGAGGUACAGGGACGCCUCCAAGGAGUUCAUCCGGGCGCAGCUGCCGCGCGGCGCCUUUGUGGGCAUUCACCUGCGCAACGGUAUCGAUUGGGUGAGAGCCUGUGAGCACGUCAAGGAUAGCCAGCAUUUGUUUGCCUCGCCGCAGUGUUUGGGCUACAAAAAUGAGCGAGGAGCUCUCUAUCCGGAACUCUGCAUGCCCUCCAAGGAGGCCAUAGUUCGCCAGCUGAAGAGAACCAUUAAGAAUGUGCGGCAGACGCAGCCGGACAACGAAAUCAAGUCGGUUUUCGUGGCCUCCGACUCGAACCACAUGAUUGGCGAACUCAGUUCGGCUCUCAGUCGCAUGGGCAUCAGUGUGCACAAGCUGCCCGAGGACGAUCCCUACCUGGAUUUGGCCAUUCUUGGACAGUCUAACCACUUUAUCGGCAACUGCAUCUCUUCGUACUCGGCUUUUGUGAAACGCGAACGCGACUCGCACGGUUUUCCGUCAUAUUUCUGGGGAUUCCCCAAGGAGAAGGACCGCAAGCAUUCCAAUGUGCACGAGGAGCUCUAAUUGACCAACAGGAAACAGUACUUAAAUACUCUAACAGGCUAUUUUUUCGGUUUUCAUUUCAAGUUAUCAGUGGUUAUUUGUACAUCACUUUUUUACAAAUUUUAGUAUGUCAAUGGUUAAGAUCAAAGUUCCAAUUUACAAUGCAACGUAAUGACAUUUUUUACAAACAAAUAAUAUUUUCUAGAUAUUUAAUAUUUAAUUUUGUGUUAAGUUAAAAAUUGUAUUCAUUAAAAACGCUAGCGUUAGUUCUUUUAUUCUUUUAAUUUUGUGUUAAUUAAAAAUUGUAUUCAUCAUAAGCGCUAGCGUUAAUUCUUUUAUCUUUAAAUCGUAAAUUGUAUUUUGUGAAAACCGUUAAAUGCCUUUAAUAUCACUAUAAAAUAGACCUAAGAUAUUAAGUAUUCCUCGCAUUUAUCGAGCCAUGGUUCUACAAACGAUUUUACUUAUAAAUUUAUUCAAGUUAUCCAAACCA
Molecule: messenger RNA, 1688 nt
Organism: Drosophila takahashii
Lineage: Eukaryota; Metazoa; Arthropoda; Insecta; Diptera; Drosophilidae
Gene: O-fut1
Product: O-fucosyltransferase 1
Biological process (GO): protein O-linked glycosylation via fucose; Notch signaling pathway
Molecular function (GO): peptide-O-fucosyltransferase activity
Source: RefSeq, a predicted model, not a curated record